Cantharellus anzutake is the source of this 606-nucleotide messenger RNA. RefSeq lists its product as uncharacterized. The transcript is spliced from 3 exons. NCBI's taxonomy places the organism in Eukaryota, Fungi, Basidiomycota, Agaricomycetes, Cantharellales, Hydnaceae. The coding region runs from base 1 to 606 and encodes 201 amino acids. The record is from RefSeq and is a predicted model, not a curated record.
AUGCUCAACACCAAGCUUGGCAUACUAAGGGACCGUGUCCCUGAGACAUUGAUCUAUGCUUUCCAAUGUAUGAAUCGGAAGGAUAGAAUCGAGAAAGCAUUUGAACUUUGUCAGUCAGGCGAAUACAAUCCAUCCUGCACCAGUUUAACCAGCCGUAAACUAUGCCAACUCCUUGAUAAUCUCCACUGGGAGAAUCCCAACCUUGCAAAUGCUAUAACAGCCCCACAAAAGCAGCCUCAUGAUAGCAACACUCAUGGCUCUAAUUCCACCAUUCUGAAAGGUUAUCUUACUAUUUUGGGGACAGUAACGUUCCAUUCCCCCGUUCACCUCAGGCCUCAGAUGGAAUUUACAAAUUCUGCAGAGGACAGGCCUGAUGUGACGGUGGAUGAAGUUUUCAACUAUAUGGCAGGGAAUUGGGUACCUGAUGGGCUUGAGGUGGUGAACAGCAGCUUGCAUGCACUACCAACCUGUGCUGAGGAAGCCGAGCCUGAUACUCUUGAUGAGGCUUCACCUUCCUCUAGCCUUCAGAGCCGGGAUCUUGGCUGGGGAAUGCAAGCUAGACAGGCAUGCAAUUUGGAUGAAGAAAUGAAGAUUUUUCACUUUUGA